AUGGCAUACAGUAAUUCUACACAAGAUGUGCAGGUGGAGCUACUGUCUGAUGUAGAUUGUUAUCUACGAUAUCAGAAACAAGGAGUAAUAGAGCUAUACUGUGGUGCUGUCUGGGAUGGUUUUUAUUGCUGGCCACCGACAUCCGCUGGAAAGGUUAUCUCCAAAACUUGCGAAUCUAUUUUUGCGAGCUACCAUCUCAAUUUACACUCUAAAACCUUUGGACAAGAAAAGGCUUAUAGAGUUUGCCAAGAAAAUGGAACUUGGUUGUGGGGAAACUGGACAAAUUAUACUGAGUGUGUGGGCCUUCUAUCUACGGAAACAACGACGAAUCCACUUGCUGUUGGUUACAUACUCUUUAUUGGUUCUGCUGUAUCCCUUUUGGCCCUGGUGGUAACAUUAUUUAUUUUCAGCUACUUUAAAUCCUUACACUGUCAAAGGCUUAGCGCUCACCAAAACUUGGUAGUGGCUUUAAUUGUACACUCUGCCUUGCUUCUUGUAAUCUCUACUCCAGUAGUUCUGAAGGAGCCAGCGCCAUCCUACAGACAAAUUGACUGGCUGUGUAAAACAAUUAUUUCUCUCAAAAUGUACGCAGCCAUGGCUAGUAUCAACUGGAUGUUUGUGGAAGGCUUAUUACUCCACAGUCGGAUUACAACUUCCGUUUUCCAACAAGACGUUCCGUUCACAGUUUAUUACAUCAUUGGUUGGGGUAUCCCUACAACGUUCAUAAUUACGUGGUGUUUAAUCAUGUCACGUGUAUUAAAUACGAUGUGCUGGGAGGGCUACGGUACUUCCGAGUACGUUUGGAUUUUGACAGGUCCAAUGCUGACAGUUCUGUUGAUCAAUACAAUCUUCUUGAUUAACAUUGUUCGAAUCUUGGUAACGAAACUGAGGGCCAGCAUCUCCGUUGAAACAGCUCAAGUUAGGAAAGCGAUAAAGGCUACAGUUCUUCUGUUUCCUCUCCUUGGAAUCACUCAUCUUUUAUUCUGCAUCAAUCCUAGAGGAGGUUUGGAAAGGGCGUACAUGAUCACCAAUGCUGUAAUGCAAUCCUCGCAGGGUCUUUUCUUAGCCGUUCUCUACUGCUUUAUGAACUCGGAGGUUCAGAAUGCAUUGCGGAAUGCAUAUCAGAGGGCAGCACUUAGAAGAAAUCCUACCCAUCAUUCAUGUAGAAACCGAGGAUUUUCUUUAACACGAAAACGCUCGUGCGGAAGAGAUGCAGAGAAAGAAAAAAAAUCAACAUCAGUUUUCUCGUUUCUGAAACAGCGUGGUCAGGACAUCCGACAUAGCCACCAGGUUGUAAUUUAUUCAGGCGACACAGACGAGUUAGGAAGAGUCUAA
Molecule: messenger RNA, 1335 nt
Organism: Limulus polyphemus (Atlantic horseshoe crab)
Lineage: Eukaryota; Metazoa; Arthropoda; Merostomata; Xiphosura; Limulidae
Product: corticotropin-releasing factor receptor 2-like
Exons: 12
Coding region: 1-1335 (444 amino acids)
Biological process (GO): adenylate cyclase-modulating G protein-coupled receptor signaling pathway; cell surface receptor signaling pathway
Cellular component (GO): plasma membrane
Molecular function (GO): G protein-coupled peptide receptor activity; peptide hormone binding
Source: RefSeq, a predicted model, not a curated record